AUGAUUUACUUGAAAAUAAAUGAGAAAAUGAAAUAUUAAUUUAUCUAUUCUAAUUAAAAAAAGUAAUUUACUAUUGAGGAAAUUAAUAAAGUUAGUAAAAUUGGUAAAAGAGAGUAUCUAAUAUAGAAGAAAGAACUUUAUUAUUUGGAAUUAUAAAUAUUUUAUUUGAAAUUUAUAUGA
Molecule: messenger RNA, 180 nt
Organism: Paramecium pentaurelia
Lineage: Eukaryota; Ciliophora; Oligohymenophorea; Peniculida; Parameciidae
Source: the annotation of a GenBank genome assembly